ACGUGAAUCCAACAUGAAGCUCCUUCUCAUCUGUGUGCUCCUUGGAGCAGCUGCUGCCUUUGAGGAUGAUGAUGAUAAGAUUGUUGGAGGAUACACCUGCACCAAGAACUCCGUCCCAUACAUUGUGUCCCUGAACUCCGGAUACCAUUUCUGCGGAGGGUCCCUGAUCGCCAGCCAGUGGGUCGUCUCUGCCGCUCACUGCUACAAAUCGAGCGUUCAGGUCAGACUUGGAGAACAUAACAUCGCUGUGAGUGAAGGCACCGAGCAGUUCAUCAACUCCGUCAAGGUCAUCAGACACUCUGGAUACAACUCCAGAACCCUGGACAACGACAUCAUGUUGAUCAAGCUUGCCUCCCCCGCCACCCUGAACUCCUACGUGAAGACCGUGGCUCUGCCCUCCGGCUGCGCCGCCGCUGGAACCAGCUGCCUGAUCUCCGGCUGGGGCAACACUCUCAGCAGUGGCACCAACUACCCAGACCUCCUCCAGUGCCUGAACGCCCCCAUCCUGACCUCCUCCCAGUGCAGCAAUGCCUACCCCGGAGAGAUCACCGCCAACAUGAUCUGCGUUGGUUACAUUGAGGGAGGCAAGGACUCCUGCCAGGGUGACUCUGGUGGCCCCGUGGUCUGUAACGGACAGCUCCAGGGUGUUGUGUCCUGGGGAUACGGCUGCGCUCUGAGGAACUACCCCGGCGUGUACACCAAGGUCUGCAACUACAACUCCUGGAUCCAGAACACCAUCGCCGCCAAUUAAAAAUUCUUAACUUUAACACUUUAAAUUUCUGAUUUGUAUUUCUGUUACUACUACCUGCAUCUUAUUCAGAAAGAAUGUAAUAAAUGACAAUUUAACAAAA
This is a messenger RNA of Spea bombifrons (plains spadefoot toad), 851 nucleotides long. Its product is annotated as trypsin. Gene Ontology annotation, molecular function: serine-type endopeptidase activity. The record is from RefSeq and is a predicted model, not a curated record. Gene Ontology annotation, biological process: proteolysis. Lineage: Eukaryota; Metazoa; Chordata; Amphibia; Anura; Pelobatidae. Bases 14 to 751 code for a protein of 245 amino acids. The transcript is spliced from 5 exons.